UGCCCGUGGCUGCUUCCUCCAUCCUGGUAUUUUUUGGAGCCUCCAUCCUGGUUCUUCCAAAGUGCCCGGACCCAAAACAGGAAUUGAUAGGCUCACCCCAAAAUAUGCUUCUUGGGACUGAUCUAGAACCUGCAUAUUCUCCGUGAAUCUCUUUAAUUGAUUGCAGUUGAGCUAGAUGGUGGAGCCAAAAUGCUAUUGCCCUGUCUUCAUCAACAGUUAAUCAAGUGUUGCAGAGGUAGGAACAUGGAGGAGAAACAAUCUGGAUAACAUGAAAGUGAUGCUGGUGGCAAAGGGAAGGCAACUCGAUUCUGUGGGAAGGGCUAUAGCUGAUCCAUCUGUUUGCUAGUUGGUAAAAAAUUAUGUGGACAAGACCAAAAUUGAGUAUUGAGGCAAGAACUUCAUUGAACAUUACAAGAUUUGAGUAUGAGCACAGUUGAAGAGGAUUCUGACACAGUAACAGUAGAAACUGUGAACUCUGUGACUUUGACUCGGGACGCAGACGGGAACCUCAUUCUUCACUGCCCUCAGAAUGAAGCUGAUGAAAUAGACUCAGAAGAUAGUAUUGAACCUCCACAUAAAAGGCUUUGUCUGUCUUCUGAGGAUGAUCAAAGUAUUGAUGAUUCCACUCCUUGCAUAUCAGUUGUUGCACUUCCACUUUCAGAAAAUGAUCAGAGCUUUGAGGUGACCAUGACUGCAACCACAGAGGUGGCAGAUGAUGAGAUUACUGAGGGAACUGUGACACAGAUCCAGAUUCUACAGAAUGAGCAACUAGAUGACAUAUCUCCCUUGGGUAAUGAGGAGGUUUCAGCAGUUAGCCAAGCAUGGUUUACAACUAAAGAAGAUAAGGAUUCUCUAACUAACAAAGGACAUAAAUGGAAGCAGGGGAUGUGGUCCAAGGAAGAAAUUGAUAUUUUGAUGAACAAUAUUGAAUGCUAUUUGAAGGCACGCGGAAUAAAAGAUGCUACAGAAAUCAUCUUUGAGAUGUCAAAAGACGAAAGAAAAGAUUUCUACAGGACUAUAGCAUGGGGUCUGAACCGGCCUUUGUUUGCAGUUUAUAGAAGAGUGCUUCGCAUGUAUGAUGACAGAAACCAUGUGGGAAAAUACACACCUGAAGAAAUUGAAAAGCUCAAGGAGCUCCGGAUAAAGCAUGGCAAUGACUGGGCAACAAUAGGGGCGGCACUAGGAAGGAGUGCCUCUUCUGUCAAAGAUCGGUGCCGACUGAUGAAGGACACUUGCAACACAGGGAAGUGGACAGAAGAAGAAGAAAAGAGACUUGCAGAGGUGGUUCAUGAAUUGACGAGCACUGAGCCAGGUGACAUAGUCACACAGGGUGUGUCUUGGGCAGCUGUGGCAGAGCGGGUGGGUACUCGCUCAGAAAAGCAGUGUCGUUCUAAAUGGCUCAACUACCUGAACUGGAAACAGAGUGGAGGUACUGAGUGGACCAAGGAAGAUGAAAUCAAUCUCAUCCUCAGGAUAGCAGAACUUGAUGUAGCUGAUGAAAAUGACAUAAACUGGGAUCUGUUAGCAGAGGGAUGGAGCAGUGUCCGUUCACCACAAUGGCUUCGAAGUAAAUGGUGGACCAUCAAAAGGCAAAUUGCAAACCAUAAGGAUGUUUCAUUCCCUGUCUUGAUAAAAGGUCUUAAACAGUUACAUGAGAAUCAAAAAAACAACCCAACGCUUUUGGAGAAUAAAUCAGGAUCUGGAGUUCCAAACAGUAAUUCCAGUUCCAGCGUACAGCAUGUUCAGAUCAGAGCUGCCCGCUUGGAAGACAAUACAGCCAUCUCUCCAAGCCCCAUGACAGCCCUGCAGAUUCCAGUCCAGAUCACCCAUGUCUCUUCAGCAGACUCCCCGGCUGCUACUGUUGACUCGGAAACAAUAACACUAAACAGUGGAACACUACAGACCUUUGAGAUUCUUCCAUCUUUCCAUUUACAGCCCACUGGCACUCCAGGCACCUACCUACUUCAAACAAGCUCAAGCCAAGGUCUUCCGCUAACUCUUACUGCUAGUCCCACAGUAACCCUGGCGGCUGCCGCUCCCGCUUCUCCUAAACAGAUCAUCGUCCAUGCUUUAUCUCCAGAACAUUUGUUGAACACAAGUGACAACGUCACAGUGCAGUGUCACACACCAAGAGUCAUCAUUCAGACAGUUGCCACAGAAGACAUCACCUCUUCCAUAUUGCAAGCAGAACUGACAGUGGAUAGUGAUAUUCACUCAUCUGAUUUUCCUGAGCCUCCAGAUGCCCUAGAAGCAGACACUUUCCCAGAUGAAAUUCAUCAGCCUAAGAUUACUGUAGAGCCAUCAUUUAAUGAUGCUCAUAUAUCCAGAUUCAGUGACCAAAAUAGCACAGAACUGAUGAACAGUGUUAUGGUCAGAACAGAAGAAGAAAUCUCUGGCACCCACCUUAAACAAGAGGACGCACCCUCCCCUUUAACCCGGGCUUAUGUUACUGAGGAUUUAGGGUCUCCUACCAUAGAAGAACAAGUUGAUCAAACAACAAUUGAUGAUGAAACGAUACUUAUCGUUCCUUCACCACAUGGCUUUAUCCAGACAUCUGAUGUUAUAGAUACUGAAUCUGUCUUGCCUUUGACAACACUAACAGAUCCCAUAUUCCAACAUCAUCGAGAAGAAUCAAACAUCAUUGGAUCAUCUCUGGGCAGUCCUGUUUCAGAAGACUCAAAAGAUGUUGAGGAUUUGGUAAACUGUCAUUAGGUAAUUCUUAGAAACAGGUAGUUCAGGCAAAGAAGCCACACUGUUAAUUACAACAUCUCCAAAGAAAUAGGAGCAACCCCCAAGAGGCUUAAUUUACCAUUCCUCUGGCUUUUAAAUAGCUACAGUGCUCAAGCCACAUACAGUGUUGCUGCUAUGACUUUUUACCUCCUUUAAAUAUAUCAUCUGAGGUCUAGUCUUAUGACAGUGUAGCUGAGUGGAGCACUGGGGUCUCUCUUAACUGUAGAGAUUCUAGUGAUCAGUGUUACUUGUCAGCGGGGAAUUUCAUUCACUUUAGCUGAGAGAAGUUUAAAAUCACCAAAGCUUAACUACUGUUUUAAAAGCAGUAAUAUUCAUCUCUAAAGAUCAGACAUGGCACUCUAUCCAGUCUCAAAUAGGCCUGUUUAUAUUUCAGAGAAGCUACAUCACCAUGGUCUAGAGCUUACCAGUGACCUUCUCCACAAAGCUUAUCUUCUAAGUAGUUUGAGACUUGGGGUGUGGUGGUUACUUUUGGUUUACCCAUUGCUGGCAGUGGGAGCUGAUUUAGGCUGGGCGAAGAGGAAAGCAUUAAGAGAAUUAAGAAAAUUCACUACAGGCUUCUUUGUUUUAAUAUGGAUGAGAAUAGGAAGACAAAAUUCAUGAGAAGCUAAGAGUUUUCACCCCCUCAGAACCCACUGUCAUCAGUUUACAGAGUUAGCACUUUGAAGUAAAACUAAAUGGGAAAGGAAGUAAAGUUGCCUAUCCUAUGCCAUGACCUUUUAUUACAUGUCUUGCUAUAUAAGUUACCCAGGAAAUAGUUGAGAAGAGGAUCAGAGUUUGCCGUUCACUUAGUGCAUUAACUGAUGGGGGUUUGAUAUAACUUCUCCCUCUCAGGCAAUUUAAAAAAACAAAAUUUGCUUCUGUAAUGAAAGGAAACAAAUCAAGAGUCAUUCCUAUACCAGAGAAGGUUAAGCCAAAAUUAGCCUCUAGGGCUUUAAUGAAUAUGACCCCUAUAGAAAAGUCAAAAAAAAACUUGUAUAAAUUAUUUUAUUUAUUAUUGUAAUUAGAUUUACACAAUCAAAGUUGUCUUUUCACCGUCUUGUGUUUUUUGUUAACGUGAAAUUGUAGUUAUAAGCAAAAGUUGGUUGCCUAGGGAACAAUAAUUGUAUAUUCAGUUUAACAGAAAUAAAAGAGUAUUUGUCUUAAAAUGCAAAA
Lagenorhynchus albirostris (white-beaked dolphin) is the source of this 3903-nucleotide messenger RNA. Its product is annotated as cyclin-D-binding Myb-like transcription factor 1. The coding region runs from base 424 to 2712 and encodes 762 amino acids. Gene Ontology annotation, molecular function: DNA-binding transcription factor activity, RNA polymerase II-specific; RNA polymerase II cis-regulatory region sequence-specific DNA binding. NCBI's taxonomy places the organism in Eukaryota, Metazoa, Chordata, Mammalia, Artiodactyla, Delphinidae. Gene Ontology annotation, biological process: regulation of transcription by RNA polymerase II. The transcript has a single exon. The record is from RefSeq and is a predicted model, not a curated record. Gene Ontology annotation, cellular component: nucleus.